AUGGAAUCCAAAGCGAUUAUCAUGAAAGUUUCCAAGCCAACAGACUGGGUUAACUCACUAGUGAUACGUGAGAAAGCAAACGGUCGACUGCGCCUAUGUCUAGAUCCCAAGGACCUCAACCGAGCCAUCAAAAGAGAUCACUACCCUGUGCCUACUCUCGAAGAAAUCACACCUAAGCUAUCCGGUGCUAAAAUGUUUAGCAAGCUUGAUGCCAGAAACGGCUAUUGGAAUGUCGAACUAGAUGAACAGUCUACGUACCUCACCACAUUCAACACCCCUUUUGGCCGAUACAGAUUCUUGAGAAUGCCCUUUGGUCUCAGGAUGAGUCAGGAUGUCUUUCAGCAAAAGAUAGACGAAACCUAUCGUGGCUGUGAAGGCACUGUGGGCAUCGCUGACGAUAUACAAGUAUUCGGCAAAAGCGCAAGAGACCAUGACAUACACCUUCAUGAAGCUAUGGAACACACCAGACGUGCAGGGAUCAAGUUGAAUGCCGAAAAAUGCAUCAUCAAAACGACUGAAUGUAGUUUCUUCGGACUGAUAUACUCACCCGAUGGAGUGAGGCCCAACCCAGAUAAAGUAAAGGCGGUUGAAAUGAUGCAGCCCCCAGGUGAUAGGAAACAACUGCGAACCUUCCUAGGGCUGGUCAACUACAUGGGCCCAUUCAUCCCUCAAUUAGCUGAACACUCCGCAUCACUGCGGACACUCCUUCGUGAAGAUGUUGAGUACAUCUGGUCUCCAUCACACACAAAAGUGUUCAACUCCAUCAAAGCUCUGAUAGCAUCAGACACCACACUCGCUUACUACGACCAGAAGCAGCCUGUAAUACUGCAAGUUGACGCAUCAACCAGAGGACUAGGAGCAACCCUAGUACAAAAAGGUCGUCCGAUAGCAUUUGCAUCAAAAGCUCUCACACCAGCAAAGACACGAUAUGCAAACAUAGAGCGAGAAUUACUAGCAGUCCUAUAUGGAUGUGAGAAGUUUCAUACUUACCUGUACGGUAGAAGAUUUCUCGUGGAAAGUGACCACCGCCCACUCCAGCAUAUCCACAAGAAAAACUUAAUGCAGGCCCCACCACGACUACAGCGCAUACUUCUGCGUCUACAGGCUUACGAUAUAGAAAUACGCUACAAGCCUGGUAAAGAGAUGGUCGUUGCGGAUGCACUCUCCCGACUCUCCCCAGUGGAAAAGCAUGAGAUACCAGAGAUGAAAGUCCGUAUACACCAUGUCGUGAGCGUGACACCAACAAAGUUGGAGCUGAUAAGGCAAGAGACAGCCACAGACAUGACCCUCCAGCUGCUGAAACAACAAGUCACAGACGGCUGGCCUGACAGCAUCAAGAAAAUACAAUGCUCCAUCAGACCAUACUGGUCAGUCCGAGAUGACGUAGCCAUAGAAGACGGCACAGUCCUGGUUGGCAGUAGAAUCGUGAUUCCAAAUUCUCUGCGACAGAACAUACUACAACAGAUCCACAGCGGUCACCAGGGCAUCGACAAGUGCAAGCUGCGUGCAAAAUCUUGUGUCUACUGGCCAGGUAUAUACAAAGACAUUGACAAUAUGGUGACAAAUUGCCAUGCAUGCCAGAAAUACCAGCGUUCUCAGCAGCGUGAACCAAUGAUCAGUAUGGAAGUUCCACCACGUCCAUGGCACACCCUUGGAGCUGACCUCUUCCACCACGACAAGGUCUGGUACCUGAUCAUCGCGGAUUAUUACUCCAAAUUUCCGUUUAUCCGUAAACUUGACAACCUCACUGCAAGCACCAUCACAAGAGUUUCACGUGUGCUCUUUGCCGAACAAGGCAUCCCAGAGGUUAUCGUAUGUGACAAUGGCACGCAGUUCACCUCUUCCCAAUUCCGAGCCCUAGCACAGCAGUACGGUUUUCGGAUCCAAACUUCUUCACCCUACUACCCCAGAGGUCAUGGAUUCAUUGAAAGACAUAUCCAAACAGUGAAGAGAAUCCUCACCAAAUGCCGAGAGUCAGGGGACGAUCCCAACUUAGCCCUCCUAACUCUCCGUGCAACUCCACUCAAGUCAAACCUUGCAUCCCCUGCUGAGCUACUGAACAGAAGAAAAUACAAGACGACACUACCUUCAGUACAUCACCCCCCACCAGAUCGUGACGAUGUGCGAGAUACACUGCAGGCCGACCAGUCUUCGCAAACGCAAUACUACAACAGACGCUCUACCAGUACCCCUAUCCAAGAACUCCUCAACGACCAACCCAUCUACAUCCAAAAUCCGAUUAACAAAACCUGGAGCCAAGGUAGAGUUAUGAGCAAAUCAACUACUCCUCGAUCCUACAAUGUGGAAACGGAAAGUGGAAGUCAGCUCAGACGAAACAGGAUUCAUCUGCGACCAGCUCCCCUGAGUUCUACCAAACCAACUCCUGUUCGCAAUGCUCCUUCACAACCCCAGAGCAGACCGCUUUCUAACCGCCCAUCAGGAACACCGACAGUGACGCGAUCAGGCAGGAGAGUGAACAAGCCAAACAGACUUGAUUUGUAA
Molecule: messenger RNA, 2502 nt
Organism: Asterias rubens (European starfish)
Lineage: Eukaryota; Metazoa; Echinodermata; Asteroidea; Forcipulatida; Asteriidae
Exons: 1
Coding region: 1-2502 (833 amino acids)
Biological process (GO): DNA integration
Molecular function (GO): nucleic acid binding
Source: RefSeq, a predicted model, not a curated record